Acanthaster planci (crown-of-thorns starfish) is the source of this 3984-nucleotide messenger RNA. RefSeq names its product serine/threonine-protein kinase OSR1-like. Gene Ontology annotation, cellular component: cytoplasm. NCBI's taxonomy places the organism in Eukaryota, Metazoa, Echinodermata, Asteroidea, Valvatida, Acanthasteridae. Gene Ontology annotation, molecular function: protein serine/threonine kinase activity; ATP binding. The record is from RefSeq and is a predicted model, not a curated record. Gene Ontology annotation, biological process: protein phosphorylation.
CGUCCAUUGAAUUGGGCAUGAUGAUUUUGGGAAGUACCAGUGUAAUUUACCAUUCAUGAUGGCGGAAGGUGGGACUCGCUCGGAAGCAUAUACUAGCGCUGCUGGCGGUCCUACGUCUCCCCAGCCGGCAGUAUCAGGACCAUGGCCGAAUAGCAAGGAUGCCUACGUCCUAGGAGAUGUCUUGGGGCAUGGUGCUACUGCCCUGGUUCAAAAGGCAUACUGUACACCUAGGAAGGAACAAUGCGCCGUCAAGAGAAUCAACUUAGAAAAAUGUGACACUACCAUGGAAGAACUCACGAAAGAAAUUCAGUCUAUGGGUCAGUGCAAACAUGAGAAUAUUGUGAGUUACUACACAUCGUUUGUUGUGAAAGAUGAACUAUGGCUUGUUAUGAAGCUUCUUGCUGCAGGAUCAGUCCUUGACAUUAUGAAGCACAUCAAGAAAAACUCCCCCGACAAAGUUUGCCGUUUGGAUGAGGUUGUGAUUGCAACAAUUUUGAGAGAAACAUUGAAGGGCCUAGAAUAUCUUCAUGAAAAUGGACAAAUUCACAGAGACGUCAAAGCAGGUAACAUUCUUCUCAGUGAUACUGGUAUAGUUCAGCUUGCUGAUUUCGGUGUCAGUUCGUGGAUUGCAAUGGGUGGUGACCUGUCCAGGGCUAAAGUGCGUAACACAUUCGUCGGAACACCAUGCUGGAUGGCUCCUGAAGUUAUGGAGCAGAUUCGUGGCUACAAUUGCAAAGCAGACAUCUGGAGUUUUGGAAUCACAGCAAUUGAGCUUGCCACUGGGACCCCACCAUAUGCCAAGUACCCACCAAUGAAGGUUUUGAUGAUGACUCUUCAGAACGAUCCACCUUCCCUGGAAACAGCGAUGACCAACAAAGAAGAUGUAAAAAAAUACAGCAAGGAGUUUCGGAAGAUGAUCUCAAAAUGCUUGCAGAAAGAUCCUGAGAAAAGGCCAGAUGCUUCUGAACUUCUCAAGAGUCCAUUCUUUAAGAAGGCAAGAGAGUGUACGUACCUUCAUGAAAAACUGUUGGGGGUGGCACCAACUUUAGAGGAUCGUGGAGAGAAGGUGACGCGGGUGCCUGGAUCCAGUGGUCGUCUGCACCGUACUGCAGAUGGAUGGGAAUGGUCAGAUGACGAGUUGGAUGAGAACAGUGAAGAAGGCCGAAGAGCAAGUAUUGGACGAUCACCUCGCAUCGCCAUGGAUAUGAAGAUGAAGCUGGCUAAUCAGAUGGCUGGGAUAUCUGGGCCAAAGGUAAAGACAGCUGCAGAGCCACAGGUUGUUAAAUCCAAGGAGAUAUCUCCACCAGCAGCAACAGGUGCAGCAGCAGGUGCAGCAGCAGGUGCAGCAGCAACAGAAGGUGGUGCUGAACCUGGGCCAACACUACACAUGGUCCUCAGGUUAAGGAAUGCUGAGCAAGAGCUGAAUGAUAUCCGCUUUGAUUACACUGUCAACAAAGACAAUGCUGACAAUUUAGCUCAUGAACUGGUCACUGCUGGUCUAGUGGACCUCAAAGAUCUUGUCGUUGUUGCAGCUAAUCUUCAGAAGACAGUGGAUAAUCCAGAAAAUAAAAGUGUCUUGUUCAAACUGCAUUCUGGCGCUAGUCCAGGUGAUGAGGAGCAUCUGGUAGGAUUUGCCAAAUUAACCAUCAGCUAGGACUAACAAGAAAUCUCCCAAUCGGUAAUCUGUGUGUGAUCCAAUCCUUUGCUUCAUUGCCUCAUUUUGAUGCAAAAACCUAAACGGAAGAUCCAGUAGUUUCUUAAUUGCAGGUCAGUGAUUUUUUCCUGAACGAGUUCUGUGAACACUGAUGAUGAACACGUAAAUGAGCACAGAAAUACAGAGCAAGUGUUUUGUUUUCGGUCGCUUUCAAUUUGGGGGUAAAAUUGCUCUUUGGGUAGUUUGGAAGGAAUUUAUGAAAGUGAAGAAUGGAAGUACUGUAAACCCUUGGAAGCAGUUCUCAUAUCACUCUGCAGCAGAUGGAAACAAACUCACUCUGGAUUUGUUUAUGAACUGCAGAGAGAGUAAUAUGGUGUAGUCCCCUAAACUGUGUGUACACUAAGGCAACAUCUCUAUGAUGUUAUUUUCCAUUAUCACCAUUGAUGAGAGACGGAUGCUUGAGAUCCAUUGAUUGGUGUUCAGCCUGUAAGACUUUGGUAAGGUCCUUGAAAUGCUUCUGGAGUUUAUUCAGGCUACUUUAAAAUCAAGGUGUAAUGUCGUGCCAUUAUUGUGCAGAAUUGAUGGUUAUUGUAGAUAAUGGCGUAUAGCAGCCCAGUUACAUGGUUGCCCCCUCAAAGAUAUUAAGCCAUAGAACGUGCCAGCCGCUAACAGUUGUUAUGUACUGGUAUGAAGCUACCACCUGCUAACUUGUUCAAUAAUAGAUGUAAUUAAAUGUAAAGCUUAUAUCAUUGGUGUAUUCAUGAUUUAAAAUCUGGAUCCAAGAUAUCUUUAUUAGUUGCCGAUGUCCUGGAUUGUAAAGCAAAUUUACAAUUACAUCCAGCCUUUAGAUGCUGCGAAAUGUCACAAUCUAAGAACAGAACUCGCAGAAUCCAUGACCGAGAACAAAGGCCUCUGUAUCAACUCAGAUCAAAUAAGAUUCCUAGCCCUAGUUUUAAUUUUCAGUAGGGGGGUAUUCUCUUUAACAUUUUUCAGGUUUUAACAAUGUCAUGACACAGGGAAAUUAUGUAUUAAAGCAUGAAAGAAUGCACUUGAUGAGAACGGAAGUUUCGUUUAGAGGAAAUAUUGGAUUGCCGACUGGAAUCAAAGACUAUUAGGCUGUCAGGCAGAUAGGGAAACCGUUGCGUAGUCAUAGGUUAUGUUUUAUUCUCUUUGUUUUAUGGGGCUUAUCAAAAAGUUAAAUCUUUUAUUUACCACAGACAGUAUGAAGCCACCAUUUAAAGGUGACCUUUAGGGGAUGUUGGAGUUUUUUGUCUUUGAAAAUACAGUUGAAAAAAUGAAACUUAAAUAUAAAGAUAAUUAAAGUUUAGAAAUAGAGCUUUAAACUUUUCCUCUUUCAUUUUCUGGUAUUUUUCGUGUAGUUUUAAUCUUCCCUGGUAAAUAUCAAGGAUAUGCUGAUACAUGUACAUUGUGACAAGCAAAUGGAAUGUACAUAAAAUGAUUAGCAUUAAUGUUGAGGUGCAUAAAAGAAAGAAAUUGAAAUAUUCAUUUAUAGAAAUGUUUAUUACUUUGACGUAUAGUUAAGUAUGUGCUAUGUCUAUUCAACAAUUGUUUUUAUAAAUUUAUUUUAUAGUUUGCUAUGAACAAUUUGAAUUCUCCUUUGAAAAAAGGAAUGUUAAUUCAAAGUAAUGAUUUCACAAGGAGCAUAAUUUUUUACCAUUUUGUGUAUUUUUGCUGAAGAUAGGUUUUAGUUUUUGCGGGAGAGGGAUUAGUGGUAAUGUUUUUUCCAUGUUCCUGUAGUCGAAAUCAACUUGCAGUACAAAACCUUCAAGUGCGUGGAUUGUGAAUAUCUCUGUCAAAGCUGAAUUUACUUGAAUCAAUGAGUCUAGUCCCGCGAGUCUAGAAAUUUUAUCAAAGUAGUCCUUUUAACUUCGAAAUAUUGCAUACAGGUGUCAGAUAUGAGUGAAAUGCUUAUUGGAGUAUGCUGGAGUUGUAUCUAAAAUGUUAUUGUAAAGACUUAUUCAACCAAGCGCCAUUUACAGUGACAUCAUGUUUAAUUCGCGCGCGUUCUUAGACUUAAGGUGGAUUUAGGAUGUUACAAUAUCUUAUUGUUCGAAGGGGUGUGUGAGUGUCUGUUUCGAAUUUCAGUGGAGACAUGGAGUUUCUGAGUUAGGGAAAUACUCUAUGCCAUUUCUUGAUUAUUAUCACGAUAUAUUUUGUUCUCAGGGAUUCUUCUUGCCUAAGAAUCACUUGAAUAACGAAGUUUUAUUGUGCCACAAGGGUGCGAUUUUUCCCUCGCCAAACACGACUUCUUUUUGUUAGCGUGACUGCAACUGGUAUAUUAAAUUUUUGAAAGCAGGUUUUGUGAAAGA